Molecule: messenger RNA, 5784 nt
Organism: Uncinocarpus reesii 1704
Lineage: Eukaryota; Fungi; Ascomycota; Eurotiomycetes; Onygenales; Onygenaceae
Exons: 3
Coding region: 1-5784 (1927 amino acids)
Biological process (GO): proteasomal ubiquitin-independent protein catabolic process
Cellular component (GO): nucleus; cytosol
Molecular function (GO): peptidase activator activity; proteasome binding
Source: RefSeq, a predicted model, not a curated record
AUGAACGGCCUCGAAGAUCCCUCCAAAAAAGCUCGCAAUCGACCACGGACGUACCCGUAUUUUAAGUACCUCCCAUAUGAGCUUGAGGAUGAAACUCAGCGGCAACAGAAUCUUGAUGAGAUCCUCAAAUACCUCUAUAUCGCGGUGCAAUCGGGUGAUUUUAACCCUGGCGCUGUCCAUUGGACUCGGGAGCUCCGGUCAUGGCUUUCCCUGAAAUUCGAUCCCACCCGGGAACAGCGAGCGAAGCUGGUUAGGCUCUACUAUGAACUCUCGCUAGCGCCAGGGGUCGAUGCGAGCAUUUCAGAUAGGUUUGCCAGCAUGUUUAUGACGCUCACAAAGAGGAAACACUAUCUCCGCCCAGUCAAAGAUAUCACCCUGGAUUGGAAACCACUUUAUCGCGAAAUAAAAGUUUUCGUCCUCCCUUCCGAAUCAGAGCUUGUGCAUUCCACAAGUUCGAAACGUAAUAUCAAAACGCUUACGAAGUUAUGUUCUUUUGCACAGCUUUAUUUUAACCCCCUUGAAAUUCCAGCAAUGAUAGAAGACUUUUUCCCUCACUUCACCACAUCGUUCACAGAGGGAGCAUUUGUCGUGGUUGGCUUGAUGAACUUGUUUUUACCUACAUCUCCAGGCCCAAAAGACAGAACGGAUUUGUACCCCCAGCAUUACAUGCCCACUUACUUCCACCUGUGGUCCACAGUAAACCGAUCCAGAGCUUUUGAUGUCACUUUUCUAGACCUGCUAUCGCGUUUAGCUCGGGAUUGGUUACCUGCCCAUCACGUUUCAUUCUCCGAGUUUGGCAUCUUUACCUCUGAGCAAACCGCUUUGAUAUUUACUGCAAUUCUGAGAAUCCUUGAGAUUCCCGUCGGUCAAGCAACUUCUUCAUACAGUGGUGUAGUUGAUCUCUGUGCGGGGCUUGGCGUCAUGCUCGAUAGGGACCCAAGAGGGCAUCCAAUUGCACAUCAUAUCGCGAGGCUCAUUGUCAUGUCUCUAUCCCCUGCUUGUGUCGAUGCCAAUGAUUCAAUCCUUAGCCGACUUGAAGGUUUGGUAGAAGCGGUGGAAACUUUCUUUCACCCGUCAAACGCAGGAACAUGGUCGAAGAUUCUUUCACAAUUGAUCAACUACCUGGCUGACUUCUUCGUCAUGCGCUGGAACCGAGAGAGGAGUGGUGAAAUAGAGGUUCCCGCUGAGCGAAAAUUGGACAAUGCCGUCAAACACCGUUUCGUUUUGUGCCUUCGAGAGGUUACGUUUAUGGGAAUAUAUUCCAAGAGUGGAACGGCAAUGAAUUACUCCCUGGCCACUCUCCAGAGUUUAGCAUACCUGGAACCGAGCUUAAUCCUACCCGGAGCUUUGCAGCGGAUAUAUCCCGCGAUGCAAGGAGUUGUUGAGGUGCAUAGAACAACAUCUUCACUACGAUCGCUUCAGGUUCUCUCGAAAAUUAUGAUUCGAACAAAAGGAUUCCGUUGCCACAUUACAACUUUACUCGGUCUGGCAUUACCAGGGAUUGACGCGAAUGACCUUGAGAAGUCGCUCCAUUCUCUGGCUUUCAUCCAGUCUGUCUGUUACAAUAUCCCGUUUGAAGAUCUUACUCAAGGACGUGAAGACGUCAAUGGAAAUAUGUUAGCCAUGCAGUGGAUUACAGGAGAACUCGAAAGGAUGGAGGAGGAAGGUGCCUCUGUCGAAAUGAACUAUGACACUAGCCUCAGUGACGAAACCGAACAGAUGAUAUUGCGGUCAUCUACCACUGGGUUUGGUGAAUUUCUGAUAUCUUUCCUUGGCAGAGUCUUUACUCUCUUGGAGAACCUCCCGGAUGCUGCGCGAGUCCGUAGCGGCUCACCUGAGGAAAACGUUCUCAAUACUCUACCCGCCACUUUCAUGCCACUCCUUGCUUCUUUAUCUUCAGAAUUAUACGACGUCGCCCUCCAUAAAAUUGUCGACUUUGUAGCCGAGCACGUUAUUCACCAAGCUCGAGAUGCAGUGGCGUUUAUUUGCAAUGCGCUCUGCAAAGUGAACCCCGAAAAAGCGCUCAAGCGAUUUAUUCCAUUGUUGAUUCGAUCUAUCCGUACCGAAAUUGACGAAAACGGGGCGGCGUCGACCAGAACGACUGGCUCUGAUGUGCUCCCUCGAGACCGCGGCCUCGUUUGGAACGUCAGUAUGCUUAGCAUGUGCGUGGUGCAUGUUGGGGGUGAGAUCUUGAAGUAUAAGCAAGAGCUUAUUCACAUUGCCACCUACAUGCAGAAAAAAUGCAAAGGUAUUCCAACAAUUCAUAUCUCGAACUUCAUUCAUCACCUGCUCUUGAAUCUUACGGCGACUUGUACGGUGGAUCACGCGCUGUUCGAACCGUCCAUCAUUGAAAAUGGGGUUCAGGUUGAACAAUGGGGCCAGAGGCAGGAUCCCAAAGACCUCACCAUCAAAUGGCAUGUCCCGCAGCGAGAAGAGCUAGAAUUUGCAGUGGAAUUGUUUACAACGCAGAGUGAAAACGCAUUGGAACAUCUUACGAACUUGACUAGUGAUAACCCAAGGAUUAAGCGAGAUGGGAGCGGCAAAGAUUGGUCGGAUGAAGUAACAAGAAAUAUUAUUUUACUCAGGCUGAUACUUUCGGGGAUUUCUGUCCUGUUCAACAACCGCGCGGCCUCGAAGAACAAAAUUUCGGACAGUGAUGUCGACAUGACUGAUGCGGAUGACUCUGGCGAGUUAGUCCAGCAAGAUGAUCCUGAUUCUGCGCUUGAUAGCUCUGAUGAAGCGACUAUCAGACGUACCUUUUCUUAUCCAAGUGGAUAUUCCUUGACGGACGACGACCCUCUCUGUAUUGCGCUGCACGAAACCAGGGACAAAAUCGGGCAAGUGCUUCAUAACGUGCAUAGGUUCUUGGUUGAAAAACAGGAGGAUGACGUUUCUUGCUUCUCCCCAUUGUACACUGCUUAUCGUUCGUGGUUUAUGGAUGUGGGAAUCGAGAGGACUGCACACGUACUGGAUCGGGUCACCAAAUUGCUUUCUGCUGAUUCGUAUCCUUACAAAAUGAGCGGCGUGAGGAAAGAUUACCCUCGCCCUCUCCUCGUUCGCCGCGCCAAUGUGUACCAUUUACAACGACUUCGACAUAAUGCUACCCCUCGACCGCGAUCAAAACUAGACGAAACUUUACUCCUUGACCUAGCUGAAUCAAGCGUUUCCUUGUAUACCGAUAUCCGCAGGAAUGCACAACUUGCUGGCGAGUCUGCCCUCAAAGCGGUUUGGGGUUCGCGACUGCUUGUGAUUCCGCCGCUUAUCCAAGCCCUGCAAACUGCUUUAAAAGACAAUGACUUUCCCCGUAUCAAAGGUGCGCUAUAUUCGCUGCUUUUUGGGAGUCUAGCCAAAACAUUAGGUCGUCACUGGAAAUACACGCCAUCACUCAUUCGGGCCUUUAUCGAGGCUAGCACUGUUGAUAAGCCGUCCGUACAGAAGAUUUGCAACACUGGCUUGUAUCAAAUAAUUGAGUAUGGGCGUGAUGCGGAUAGGAUGGCCAUCCUUGACAAGGAUAUUGUCGGCGCGAUUGCGCCAACGGAAAGUGUUGACGAUAUGAUUGCAAAGAAGAGAGAAAGCCUUCAAAAGAAACGAAUUUUGAUUGAAAAUAAAAAGGCCGAUCUUGCCGACGAACUAGUGAAUUUGGCAAGAGUGUCACAUUGGAAGAAGGCUAGUCGCACCGCUCCAAUUGUCAUUGGCAUGGGCCUGCGGUUUGACAAUGUGGCAAGCGAGAAUCUGAUCAGCCUAAUAAUUAAUGGGGCUAUCGACACUCAUCCGGGCCUUCGAGGGAUGUAUUCACAAACGAUGGUGGCUAUAUUUACGAUGAUCGAUGUUAGAGCAGCAUGCAGCCACACGUAUGAAGAUUAUAUCCUUGGGAAGCAAUAUUAUCCUGCGAAAAUUCAGGUCGCCACAAAACCAGACGAUCCGAACUGGACGCGAGACUUUCUUGCCAGCUUUGCCAAACCAGAUGCGGAGUAUUAUGUUGACCACGAAAAUCCUGGGUGGCUGGUAUGGGACAAGACGAUGACUGCGUAUAAGCCCAAUGUGAAGUGUGAUAUUGAGUACGACGAACUUGAAUGGAAUGUUCGGAAGUUUAUGGGAGCUUUGUUCGACCGAAAAUGGUUUUCUGAGUUCUUUCGAUAUCUGAAACAAGAGCCGAGAGAUAUGUCGGCUGAUAAAUUUCGGAUGUCGAGCGCAAUGACGCUCCUUUAUGUUUUUCAACUUAUGACUCGUGAUGAUCUUACGAAAGCGACGUUUGAGGACAUCAAAGAGGAAAUCACUGCUGUUUUUGAGGACGGAAGCGAUAAACAUCAACAUCGCGCGACUGCCGAAAUAUUAGCAGGAUUAAUCGGAUCUGUUGUGGAUAGCAGUGUUGAACGACGCACAAAGGUUUGGGAAUAUGCGUUUCCAAUUAUUCAGAAGAUAUUUUCUGAUGGACUGACGCCUGAGAACUCAUCCUACUGGACUCAAUUUAUCCAUAUGACGUUCCAAUGUCGUGAUCCACGAAGGGCAUGGCCGUUGAUAGAUUGGCUCGCCAGUUUCCGCCUUGAUAUGUCUUCUAACGCUGCAUUCAAGGAAAGUUCGAAAAUAAACUUACUCCACCAGUGCAUCUUAGAUGCCGGCUGGCAUUUCCAGCUAGAAAAACCGAUCGUUGAAGAUUUCCUUUCGCACCUUGAUCACCCUUAUAAAGGUGUUCGUGACGCGGUUGGGCGGACGUUGGCAUCGAUCUUCCGCACGAGAUAUCAUGAGUCGUUCCCGAAUAUUGAUGCUUUGAUUAUGUCCCAGAAAGAGGCUUCGUCGGUUGGUAGCCGUGCUUAUCAACCCACCGAACAAUUCUCGGCGAUGAUACAUGAUGUUUUUGACCGGCUUGAAAAGUGGCGUCAUCAAAGGACUCCUGGCCAGCAAACGCCUUCGUCCUAUACUUCCGGCAGCAAAACGGUAUUGCUAUGGCUUGAUUCAUCUCUCUCUUCAUACGAGUGCACCCAAUUGCUUCCCUUUUUCCCACAACUUUUUACCGAGCAAUUGCUGCAUAUGAUGGAUGUGAAGGAAGACCCUGAGCUUCAGUCAUUGGCAUACCAUGUUUUCAGACAUCUUCCAAACAUUCCACAUCCUGCUGGCGAAGAUUCAGAGUUUGUGGAUACCUUAAUUCGGAUUGGCCGUACCUCCCAAUCCUGGCAUCAACGAUUGCGAGUUAUGAUCAACAUGCAGAUUAUCUACUUCCGCCGAUUAUUUUUACUUUCCAAGUUUGACCGUGAGAAGCUGUUUGAUUGCGUUGCAAACAUGCUUGAGGACCCCCAGCAUGAGGUUCGAGCGGGAGCUUCAGCGACAUUGUCUGGGAUGAUCCGGUGCUCUCCUAUCCGACUUCGCACUGAUAUGGUUCUCAAGCUUCGAGAUCGAUUUACUCAGUCUCUAGUUAAACAUCCUCUACCCAAAAAGCGCCGCAUUUUUACAUCGGGGUUCUCGUCUGCGACUUCAACCGGCACCAGUACUCCCACUCCAGAACACACGCGAUUGGUUAUUACAAGACACGCUGCUGUUCUUGGGCUUGGUGCACUGAUCCAAGCGUUCCCGUAUACUAGUCCUCCGCCAGCUUGGAUGCCUGACGUGCUGAUCACGUUGAGCACCAAAGCGGCUGGCGACCCAGGGAUCGUAGGGCAGAGCGUGAAGUCGAUUAUCAGUGAAUUCAAGAAAACAAGACAAGACACAUGGCACAUUGACGUUAAGGCCUUUGAACCCGAUCAAGUUGAAGAUUUGGCGGGCGUUUUAUGGAAGAGUUACUUUGCAUAG